AUGGCUUACAACGGAGGCUUCCCAGAACAACAGCGCCCCUACGCAGGACCCGCGGCGCGGAGACCUGCCCCUGGCGGCGGCGGUCCCCCUAUGCAGCAGCAAUACGACCAGUACCAGGACGAUUACGGCCACGGGUACGACGGGUACGACGAUGGUUAUGAUCAAGGUUACGGCCCGCCGCAAGAUAUGGGCUACGGGCGGGGACGGCCGCCACCCAACGGUAACUUUCCACAGGACGGGUACGGUGGCGGCCCAGGAAGAGGAGGGCGCCCACCACAGAAUGCAAGAGGAGGCCCGAUGAACAGAGGACGAGGAGGUUUGCCUUCAGGCCCGGGCCCGGGCCGUGGAGGAUUUGCGCCCGGCCCAGGUCGGCCAGGUCCUCCUGGUCGAUCAUCGGGGUCCGAUCCAUCAAUGAGUCGCAUGGGUCAAUCAAUGGUCAGCCCCCAAGAGCAAAGCUUCGGCAGCGCAUUCCCCAUCAUGCCCGGUCAAUCACGGCGCUCCGACCUAGACGAAGAGAAUCGGAUACUAGCUGGUAUGGAAAACAUGAAUAUCAAUGGCCCUGGCGGACCAGGAGGCGGCGCACGACCUCCCCCAAGACGACAAAAUGUUCCUCCGCCGGCAGGUAGAGGGCCUGGACAGAGACGACCGACGAUGGAUGACGGAUAUGGUGGCAGACCAUCAUUGGACAGUCAAAGAGGUGGACCACGGGCUCCCCCGCCUCGUGGAGCACCGCCAGGUCCUGGUUAUGGCGGGUUUCAAGACGAUGGAUACGGCGAUGGUUAUGGACCGCCGUCACGAAGCAUGACCAUGCCAAACAACGAACCCCCAGUUGGUAUGGGUAUGGGAGGAAUGCGACCGCCGCCCAGAGCCGACAGUGCGCCAUAUCCUCCAGGCGGGCGAGGUGGUCCUCCGAGGCCUUCGACUGCUCAGGGUAACCGACCUAUGCCGCAAAGACAAUAUCCACCGCAAGGGCCGCCCACAUCACUUGGACCUCCAGGUGCUCCGGAUUGGGACAGCUAUGAGCCUCCCGGACAAGCACCAUGGGCUCAACAAGGCGUGCGCGCAUCCUUUGGCGAUUUCUACGAUGCUUAUUACCAUCCAAGAAACAGCGAGAUGCCCCAGCCCCCGAACGGAAUGCCAAACUUUGACGAAGGACCACACCGGGGCUCGUUUGACCAGCCAAUGCGGCCUACACCCGGAACGCCUCAACAGGGCCCAGCUCGCGUGGCUGAACUCAGUCGAACCAUGUCCCAGCCAAACCUGCGUGAACCACAAGCAGCCGUGUUUGAAAUGGCAAGUGAAAUGCCUCCUGUACCCACUGGCGGCUUCCAAGCAUACAAUCCCGAUAUGCCAGGACCGCCUGCGGGAGCCCUGCCGAACGUUCCCCCACCUCGGGCACCGCAAGCAGGCCCUGGAUCAGGUCACCCAGCUCCUAUCCGACCCGGCCUGAUGCCAAACUCAAUGGUGAAUAUGCAGGAUAAGCCGCCCCCGCAGAGACAGUAUAGUGGCCCCCCUCCAGCAGCGAUACUUGCCCAAGGCAGGCCACAACCCAGCCCGCAGCCGGCAAACGGCCGACCCAAUUCAGUGGUACAUGUACCGGUCACGAUAGAAGAGCUUGAGCAACUGCGCGCCGUUAUCAAGACCGAUCCGAAUGAUCAACAGUCAGCACUCACACUCGCAAAGAAGUUGGUGGAGGCCGCCGAUGUCCUGGUUCCGCAGUUGCCAGACCCCAAAGCCCGUGCACGGUCUCGGGAACGCUACAUCAUGGAUGCUCACAAGAUUCUCAAGAAGCUCGCAAGCGCACAAAACCCCGACGCCAUGUUCUUCCUGGCAGACUGCAUGGGUCGUGGCAAUCUCGGCUUUGAGCCGGACAGCAAGGAGGCUUUCACAUUAUAUCAGUCAUCUGCGAAGCUUGGCCACGCUGGUGCUGCUUAUCGGACUGCCGUCUGCUGCGAGCUGGGUAACGAUGAGGGCGGUGGCACGCGCAAGGAUCCACUCAAAGCUAUUCAGUGGUAUAAGCGAGCAGCAACUCUCGGCGACACUCCUGCGAUGUAUAAGGUUGGAAUGAUCUUGCUCAAGGGACUGCUUGGUCAGCCUAAUAAUCCGCGGGAGGCCGUCGGUUGGCUCAAGAGGGCCGCUGAACGUGCUGAUCCCGAGAAUCCCCACGCGUUGCAUGAAUUGGGUCUCCUUUACGAAUCUGCGCAGCCAAACGAUAUGAUUCUACGCGACGAAGCGUAUGCCUUCCAGCUAUUCGAGCAGGCUGCUAAUCUAGGGUACAAAUUCAGUCAAUUUAGAAUGGGUUGUGCUUACGAGUAUGGUCUGAUGGGCUGUCCAGUCGACCCACGAUCCUCCAUCAUGUGGUAUUCACGAGCUGCAGCACAGGAAGAGCACCAAUCUGAGCUUGCCCUUAGUGGUUGGUAUCUUACUGGCAGUGAAGGUAUUUUGCAGCAGAGCGAUACAGAAGCAUACCUUUGGGCGAGAAAGGCAGCAUCAGCUGGUCUGGCAAAGGCAGAGUAUGCCAUGGGCUACUUUACGGAAGUUGGCAUUGGAAUUGCCGCCAAUUUGGAAGAAUCAAAGCGCUGGUACUGGAGAGCUGCCGCCCAAAAUUUCCCCAAAGCCCGCGAACGUCUCGAGGACCUUAAACGCUCUGGUGGCAAGAAUACUGGCCCCCGCGCACGAGAACGCAUUUCCCGAAGCAAGAUGGACAAGCAGCAGGAGGGCGAGUGUUCUGUAAUGUAG
Molecule: messenger RNA, 2739 nt
Organism: Pestalotiopsis fici W106-1
Lineage: Eukaryota; Fungi; Ascomycota; Sordariomycetes; Amphisphaeriales; Sporocadaceae
Exons: 3
Coding region: 1-2739 (912 amino acids)
Molecular function (GO): protein binding
Source: RefSeq, a predicted model, not a curated record